Molecule: messenger RNA, 1312 nt
Organism: Rubroshorea leprosula
Lineage: Eukaryota; Viridiplantae; Streptophyta; Magnoliopsida; Malvales; Dipterocarpaceae
Source: the annotation of a GenBank genome assembly
CAAGAAAACAGGGACGUGUUUUAGUGCUCCGAAACCAAACAAUGAUUGUAUUGUUUUUUUGCAACAUCUUUGGAUCAAAAUCAUACUGAAAUUUCAUUUUCUUUGUCUUGCAAUCUGUAUUUCUUCUCUGUGAGGAAUACACUCAAUCUAUUGCUUCCUCAGCAAAUCAGAGGCUUCCCCAAAUGCCGCGCACAGAGAAAGGAAAAGGGCAUCUUUUCUUAGCUUGAAGAAAUACGAUCCCCUUCUUGAAAACCAGUUAAGGGGAGGAAGUUUUGGGCUUGAAUUAUUGGAUUCCAUAGGACAUACUGAUUUUGAUUAUUGACUGCUGUGAAUUUGGCUAUGGGAGAUCAUUUUGUAUUAUUAGUGGAUAGAUUGAUAACUGAAUCCACAAUCGAAGCUGCAAUUGAGAGCAGGAACCGGGCUUUGCAAGCCACUACAUCAGCAUAUGCUCAUCGCAGCUGUGUACAGAGAUGGUGCAAUGAGAAGGGUAACACUAUCUGUGAGAUAUGCCAUCAGCAAUUCAAGCCAGGGUACACAGCACCACCUCCUUUGUUCCAACUUCCGAUGAACUUCAGGAGAAACUGGGAAAUUUCCAGAAGGGGGUUAAAUAAUCCUCGUUUUAUAGCAAUGGUUUCUACUGAACGCAAUUUCAUUGAUCCUGGUUAUGAUGAAUACUCAGUUCCAACCACUCGAAGUGUGAUGUGCUGCCGUACAGUUGUGCUAAUUUUCAUGGUCCUGCUGGUUUUACGACAAACUAUUCCUUUGAUACUUAGUGGAACAAAUGAUUACUCAUUCCCGUUAUUUAUGUUGUUACUUCUGAGAACUUUUGGGGUUGUCCUACCAAUCUAUGUCAUAGUCAGAGCUGUAACUGCCUUUCAGCACCGCCGGCACCACCAGGUAACUCCAUCUUCAUCUACUGAAUUGGAUGAAGAGGCCGAGGAAGCUACUCCGCAACCUCAGCCUCAGCCUCAUGUUAUUAAUGUCGAUGCCCCCUGAAUAAGACCUAAGUUUGAAGCAGAAUAAGAAUUUGGUCUUGCUUCUGACCAGGAUGAUUUGGCCAUCUUCAUGUCUCCAGUCUCAUGUUUCCAAGGUAAUGAAGAUUGAUUCUAGCUAUCAACAGAAAAAUUGGAAGAUGACGCUCACAGCUGCAGUGGUUGGGGAAGCGAUUAGUAUUAGCUUUGCAUUUUCUCCUUCAAAAUCAAGAUUGAAACUUGAGAUUUGAAAAAUUAUCUAAUAUGCCUGUUGUUUUGCAUAUAUCCUCCUAAAUGUACAGUGUGAAAAGAAACAACGUAAAUAAAUAGAAAUGUAUUCA